Messenger RNA from Scatophagus argus, 3674 nucleotides. Its product is annotated as piggyBac transposable element-derived protein 4. NCBI's taxonomy places the organism in Eukaryota, Metazoa, Chordata, Actinopteri, Scatophagidae. Bases 203 to 2311 code for a protein of 702 amino acids. The transcript has 2 exons. The record is from RefSeq and is a predicted model, not a curated record.
AAAUGAACCCAUUGAAAUUGGGCCCCUCACCAUAUAUGGUAAGUAGUAGACGGGGACCAGAGGCGGCCGCUGAAAGGGAAAUGAUUUUCCCUCAGUGCUGGAGGAGGAUGCACGGAGACAGUGGGAGAUCCGACGGGUACAGAUCACACUCUGCACAAACUUACUAUACAGGAAAAGUGUUACAAGUCUGCAGAUUUCAAACAUGCUUCUUUCAGAGUCUGAGGAUGAAUUAGAACAGCUCCAGUCGGAUUCAGGCUCUGAUAGUGAGCACAGCCAUUGCAGCCUUGACGAGGACUACAUUCCGAGGGGGCUGGCCCGUGAUUCAGAUCAGGAAGACUUUAGUGAUGAGGACAGCUCAGAUGAGGAGUGGACUGGUACGCCCACGAAGAGAAGAGCUUUGAGGAGGAGUUGCCACUCUGUUUCUGCUUCUCCUGUGUCAGCCCGCCUGAAAUCUCCGUCCAAGCGGUUUGAACAAUGGUGCUCCUGUUGUGAGAGUGGAACUCCCCCACGAAAGAGGAUCCGCCAUGCAUCUACACCCAAAAAAGCCUCCUCCUCCUCCUGCUCCUGUUCCCCCAGCACUUAUGAGACACUCUCCAGUACACGCAGUGAAAAUCAAAGUGGUAAGAGGCGAACAGGACGACUAGUGAGAGAGAAAAACGAUGAAGCAAAUGAUGGAGAUCGGUGGCGUAGCAUCGAUGAGGAAGAUAUCGAGCCUCCUCAACCACGAUUCAGACCUGAAAGGGAUGCGGGGCCACAGUUGAACAGGACUGCAAAUUACACACCACUUGAGCUAUUCCAGCUGUUCUUCUCUACAACAGUAAUUGAUACAUUGGUAAAAAACACUAAUGCCUAUGGGGGAAAAAAACACCAAGGCCAGCAGGAAAGCUGGCAUCCUGUCACAAGGGCUGAUAUGUACUCUUACCUCUGCCUUGUCCUCUACAUGGGUAUUGUGCCGUUAAAAACUCUGACAGACUUCUGGAGAGGAUCUAAGCUAUUCAGCCUUCCAUUUCCUGCCUCUGUCAUGCCCAGCAGACGCUUCCUAUCCAUCUCCCGUAUUCUACACAUGAAUGAUCCUGCAGUUGAAGCGGCCAAUGACCAGAAGAAAGGGACAAAAGGAUAUGACAAAUUAUGCAAGAUAAAGCCACUGUAUGAGCAGAUUUUGGAGGCCUGCCACACUUUCUUUCAUCCGUACCAACACAUCUCCAUAGAUGAACGGAUGGUGGCAACUAAGGCAAGGAUCGGCUUAAAGCAGUACGCCAGAAACAAACCCACCAAGUGGGGCUUUAAGCUCUUUGUUUUAGCAGACUCAGCCUGUGGCUACACCAUUAACUUUUUUGUGUAUGGAGGAAGAGAAGGUCAACCCACGGGGAAGGGCCACAGCUACGAUGUCGUCAUGAGACUUCUGAACAUCCCCUUUCUGGGCAAAGGGUACAAACUCUAUGUGGACAACUUUUACACCAGUCCAACUCUUUUCACCGACCUCCUUCUAAGAAAAAUCUGGGCAUGCGGCACUGUACGUCCCAACGUGGUCGGUUAUCCGAAAACGAAAAGGAAUGACAUGGCCAAGAAAACACCAAGGGGGACUAUCCAGUGGAUCAGAAAAGGAGAAUUGUUGUUUGUUAAGUGGUUUGACACCCGGGAGGUAACAAUGUGUUCCACUUUGCACAAAGCAUAUAGCAAUGACGUGACUAAGCGCAAAGUGAAAGACACAGAUGGACAGUGGACAGUGAAGCAGGUGCCUAUUCCAGGCUCCAUCAAAGAUUACAACCAGUACAUGGGGGGUGUGGAUUUGUCAGACGCGCUCAUUUCCUACUACAAUGUCCUCCAUAAAACCCAAAAAUGGUACAAAACUCUGUUUUUUCAUUUUGUGGACAUAGCGACUGUGAAUGCUUUCAUCCUCCACAAAGAAAUGUGCAAACUGCAGAAUCGGUCUCCACUGAGCCAGAAAAACUUCAGGGAACAACUGAUUCAGUCCCUGGCAGAGAUUGGGUCCACACCACGCCGGUCAGCGCCACAUAACUUUCAUGCAUCUUCUUCCACAGUGCCACCGCCUCCUCCUCCCUCUUCAUCCACUGAGGUGCCAGCUGCUAUGGCCUCUGAUGCUCCAGGUUUGGGUCACCUGCCAGCUUAUUUUGUAGAACAAAUGAGCAACGUGUCUCCCAGAUAUCGGGCCACUGCCGGCAGAAGGGCGUGUGUGGUCUGCAAAAGAAAGUCGCCAGUCUAUUGCAGUACUUGUAAAAAGACACUUUGUUUCACUUCUUUAAGGAACUGCUACAGUGAGUGGCAUAGAAGCAAUAGUAUCUGUGUAUAAGUGACAAGAUAUAGUAUGUAGUUGUAGUAUCUUCACAAUUUGCUUUUCUUAAAUGUGUACCUUUGAUUUCUGCGAAUCUCUGAUGUUGUUACCUCGUAAGGCUGUUACCUCAUGAUUACGCUGAGUGCUUAACAAGGGCUUCAGGUAGAGAUAUAUUGGUAUAAUAGAUGUAGGGUAGAUAAUAACCUGUAGCUAGUGAAAUGGGAGAGGAUCUGCACAAGUGGAUUAAUCAACCCAUUAUAACGACUGGCAGAAUUAACUGUUCAAAUGGUAAAUGGACUUGCAUUUAUAUGGUGCUUUUGUAGUCUACCGACUCCUCAGGGAGCUUUACAGCCCUCACGGCCUUCACCUAUUCACACACACACACACACACACAUUCAUACACUGCUUAUCAGGGUUGUUAGAGCGCUUCCUAUCCAGAGUGCUACUCCAUAUUUCAAUGCUCAGCCCCAGACACUUGGAUUUGCAGCUGGAGUCAGGGUUCAAACUAUCAACUUUCCAGUUAGCGGACGACCCCUUCUACCUCCUGAGACACAGCCGCCCAGGUGAAACUGUUCCCAUGGAUGCUGUUCCUGUCAUUACCCAUUCAAAUACACUGAAGCGUGGCUAAGACUCUUAAUAAAAAAAAUAGUGAAUUUAUAUGGAAUCAUAAAGCAUAUCACAAACCAGGAAGCAGCAUUUUAUUGCUUGAAUUUAUUGCAGCGAUGGACGCAUGCCAGCUUUGCUUUAGCUUACCAGGACGGGAAUCAACAAUUAAUAAUCUUCAGUGGUCUGUGCUGCAGUUAUUGCUUCCCAGUCUGCGAGGACACUCAAAAACUGGACUAGAUUGACUCAUGUACAGUAACACACCCUUGAGAUGUGAUUUCACACCAAAGAUCCUACAGAUUGGUCAUCAUAAAUGGAUACAUAUCUACCAGAAGAACGCUGUAGAGAUGGAUACCUCAUGUCGUUCUCUUUUGUCAUCUGCAUCUCUGGAACCUCAUACUAUGGACACUCACAGAUGUGGUGAUGACGCUUCAGGUAUGAAUAUAGAUUUGUUUCAUGAAUGUAAUCUUUGUGAAUAAAAGGAGGUUGCACACUGUAAUGCAAAGCAGAAAUAGAAUUAGCACUUGAAUAUGUAGUAACAACUGAUGCAGAAGACCACUGAGUAUGUUUACAUAUUCACUUUAGCAGCUUCUCGUUUCUGUCGUUAUCCAGGUCAUAGCUUGUAUGGCUGGUGAAGGCAUGUGUGAAGCAAAUCUCUGAUAUUUCUAAUUAUUGUACUUCUGCAGCUGAGGGUGAACCCACUUUGAUUUCUGCUUCCAUUUAACAUGCUCAGUUGAAUUUUGUUCACGUUGAGGAUGCACCAGCAUACGUUUCAGAC